AUGUCUCAAAUCGAGCUCGGAAAGAAAACUGAGGAACAGCUCUGGGAUUGGCCCCUUCAUGGACAAGAUGGCAUCGUUAGGGUUCACGAGGACGGGAAGGACUUCGAGAUCGGUCUGGAUGCCAAGUACUUCACCGAGAAGGAGAUUUCGGUGAAAGUCAAUGGUGAUCGCAUCGACAUCGACUUCGAGCACGAGAUUCGCUCGGACAAGUUCGGUACUGUCACGCGAAAAGUGAGCCGCUGCUAUCACCUCCCAGCCGGCUCCGAUCCAAAAUCGAUUCACUCUCAGCUUUCUGAGGGAAUCCUCUACAUCCGCGGAAAGAAACUU
This is a messenger RNA of Mesorhabditis belari, 327 nucleotides long. Lineage: Eukaryota; Metazoa; Nematoda; Chromadorea; Rhabditida; Rhabditidae. The record is from the annotation of a GenBank genome assembly.